CCCAUCACGUGGUGUUUCCUGUUUGUAACCAAACAAAACUUUCCGCAGAGCAAAAGUCAACAAAGGGAAAGUUUCAGGUGGAAUUCCCCAACUGGAGGGCUACUGGAGGUAAGAGGAUGGUGCAGCUAAGCAAGGGGAAGACGUUCCAGGCAUAUCUGGAGAACUGUCACCGUCGGUAUAGUUGUCUGUACUGCAGAGCGCACCUGGCAAACCACGAUGAGCUCAUCUCCAAGUCUUUUCAAGGCAGUCAAGGCCGGGCCUAUUUGUUCAACUCUGUGGUGAACGUGGGCUGUGGAGCAGCGGAGGAGCGGGUGUUACUGACCGGGUUACACGCUGUGGCUGAUAUUUACUGUGAAAAUUGCAAGACCACUCUGGGCUGGAAAUACGAACAAGCUUACGAAAACAGCCAGAAAUACAAGGAGGGGAAGUUUAUCAUCGAGGUGACCCACAUGAUUAAAGAUAACGGAUGGGACUGAAUCUCCCCCUUCCCAACCGGGAGGCUUGCACGAGGGGGCGGCCGGACAGCCUGAACUAUUCCUGUGCCUGGCGGUGGGGAGGGGGCGGAGAGGUUGGGGGUGGGUAGAGAGAGGGAGAGAGAGGCGGGCUGCACCCCUCACACCCCCUCCCUCACGCCCAUGAUGCCCUGGAUCCCGAGCGCCCAACCCUGGGCUGUUUGGUUUCUGGGAGAAUUCCCACUCCCACCAUCACCCUGCCUGGUUGUCUGGGACAGGGAGGGAGGG
Carcharodon carcharias (great white shark) is the source of this 740-nucleotide messenger RNA. Its product is annotated as protein yippee-like 1. The record is from RefSeq and is a predicted model, not a curated record. Bases 117 to 476 code for a protein of 119 amino acids. NCBI's taxonomy places the organism in Eukaryota, Metazoa, Chordata, Chondrichthyes, Lamniformes, Lamnidae. The transcript has 5 exons.